Molecule: messenger RNA, 27720 nt
Organism: Coregonus sp. 'balchen'
Lineage: Eukaryota; Metazoa; Chordata; Actinopteri; Salmoniformes; Salmonidae
Source: the annotation of a GenBank genome assembly
AUGGAAGUGGACUCCCACUCCUAUUAUCAGCUCAUGGGCAGCACUGCCACAGAGGCAAUCAAAGGUUUAAUGGGAAAGCAAGUGGGAGGAAGAAGCGCGUGUGUGUGUAAUUCAGGUGAAGCGAUGAUUAGUGGUUAAAGAUCAAAAUGGAAAACAAAGGUGAAUUUCAAACAGGCCCGGAAACUUGGCAACACACCCCAUAGCUCUCUGAUAAUACUUAGAUCUAUAAAUGUUUGCCAUAGUUAUAUAUUUAUUUGAAGAUUAUUCAUUGAAAUAAUAAAUUGGCCCUAACAAGCACUUGAGGGAGCCAGUUUCUUUUUCUCAUCAUUAUAUUCCAGCUCCAUUGCACUGUAAGCCCCGGGAUUUAGGAGGCUAUUAGAGAGAGAGAGAGAGAGAGGUUUUUUUGUGGCUAAGGAAUGAUAUGCAUGCCGCCUCUUUCUUCUUAUGUUUCUUUUUCUAGCAAAUUGAGAAUUGGGGAUAGGAACUGGAUAAUUAGCCAUAUUUUCAAGGUUUAUGAAUUUAACCCACCUUUUGUAUCACUACUUGAAGCUGCAAUUAUUUUCCUCUCCCUGUUUGUACAGAGAUUUAUUCAUUCAGUUAUUGACUCUUAAGGUCUCAGUCAGGGACUUGGUUUAACUGCAUUAUAAGGAGACUUGUCUAACUUGUUUAAACAACCAGCUAUUUAUCACACUGAGAGAAUGGCACAGUUUAAACGAAGUGAUCAAUAUUCAAAAUAGGCCGCUGAAUAGAAAUAGGGUGGAUUGGAAAUGCAUUGCAUUGUAAUCAUAUUACUGUAUAAGGCCAUAUGCCAUUGUAGAGAUGUUUUUAAACAUAGAAAUAUAAUUACUAAGUAAGUCAUUCUAUUUCUUUAAAUUAUUGAGCACAGGGCACAGAGCUAACCUUGUCGUUUGGGCCCACAGAUCAGGCAAUGAUCAUCUCGAGAAUAAUUUUGGGAUUUUUGUGUCAUCUCAGGAGAAAAGAAAACCACUCCAUCAGAGGAACUAUACUUGAUCAUUUAUAUAAUUGUAUCACUUCUAAUAUACAUGUGAUAAAUAAUACAUAUGGGGGCGGUUUCCUAGACACAGAUUAAGCCUAGUCCUGGAAAUACUUUUUGAUGGAGAUUCUCCGCUGAGUUUGCUUUUUAGUCCAGUCUUCAGGAAACUGCCCCAUCAUGUCCUAUAUGAGAAAUAUUGUAGUCUUUUGACCCCAGUUUGAGCCAUGUUGUUUAGUGCUUGUGUCGUUUGUUCUGUGUCCAGGGCUGGGUGUUGGAGGGGAUACCUCAGACACGAGAGGAGGCCCUGUCCCUACAGGAGGCUGGAGUUGCCCCAAAUCACGUUGGUUAGUGCAUCAGUUUACCUCAGUUGUCCAUUUAUGUUUGGUUAUUUCCAUGUUGCGUGUGUUUGUUCGUACGUGUGCGCAUUUGUGUGAGAGUGUGAGUGUGUGUGUGUAUUGAAGAGACUGUUUAUGUGUGUGUUCUCUGUCAGUGUUGCUGGAGGCUCCCGAUGCAGUGCUGAUUGAACGGAGUCAGGGCAAGAGAAUAGACCCCGUCACAGGAGGUAAGACGACGUGGAGAUGGAGAACACUGAAGAUGUAUUCCAGAGUGCCCGAUUCUACCGAGGGGAGGGGGGUGAAAGUGAUACAGAGAGACAUUCCUUUUUUAUAAUGCACAUCAUAACCACAAACCCACAUCCAUAUUGAACCUGGCUUUAAAGGAGCGGGACACUAAUCCGGACGCUUAUAUGAAAUCCCUCUAUGCCCUCAGACGAACCAUCAAACAGGCAAAGCGUCAAUACAUGACUAAGAUUGAAUCCUACUACACCGGCUCUGACGCUCGUCGGAUGUGGCAGUGCUUGCAAACUAUUACGGACCACAAAGGGAAACCCAGCCGCGAGCUGCCCAGUGAUGCGAGCCUACCAGAUGAGCUAAAUGCCUUUUAUGCUCGCUUCCAGGCAAGCGACACUAAAGCAUGGAUGAGAGCACCAGCUGUUCCGGACGAUUACCAGGAUGUGUACUCAGAGCAUGCACAGACCAACUGGCAAGUGUCUUCACUGACAUUUUCAACCUCUCCCUGACAGAGUCUGUAAAAUCUACAUGUUUCAAGCAGACCACCAUAGUCCCUGUGCCCAAGAAAGCGAAGGUAACCUGCCUAAAUGACUACCGCCCCGUAGCACUCACGUCGGUAGCCAUGAAGUGCUUUGAAAGGCUGGUCAUGACUCACACCAUCAUCCCGGAAACCCUAGACUCAUUUCAAUUCACAUUCCGCCCCAACAGAUCCACAGAUGACUCAAUCGCACUCCACACUGCCCUUUCCCACCUGGACAAAAGGAACACCUAUGUGAGAAUGCUGUUCAUUGACUACAGCUCAGCGUUCAAAACCAUAGUGCCCACAAAGCUCAUCACUAACCCUGGGACUAAACACCCUCUGCAACUGGAUCCUAGACAUCCGGACGGGCCGCCCCCGGAUCCUGGACAUCCGGACGGGCCGCCCCCAGGUGGUAAGGGUAGGCAACAACACAUCUGCCACACUGAUCCUGAACACGGGGGCCCCUCAUGGGUGCGUGCUUAGUCCCCUCCUGUACUCCCUGUUCAUCCACGACUGCGAGGCCAAGCACGACUCCAAUACCAUCAUUAAGUUUGCUGACGACACAACGGUGGUAGGCCUGAUCACCGACAACGAUGAGACAGCCUAUAGGGAGGAGGUCAGAGACCUGGCAGUGUUGUGCCAGGACAACAACCUCUCCCUCAAUGUGAGCAAGACAAAGGAGCUGAUCGUGGACUACAGGAAAAGGAGGGCAGAACAGGCCCCCAUUAACAUCGACGGGGCUGUAGUGGAGCGGGUCGAGAGUUUCAAGUUCCUUGGUGUCCACAUCACCAACAAACUAUCAUGGUCCAAACACACCAAGACAGUCGUGAAGAGGGCACGACAACACCUUUUCCCACUCAGGAGACUGAAAAGAUUUGGCAUGGUUCCCCAGAUCCUCAAAAAGUUCUACAGUUGCACCAUCAAGAGCAUCCUGACCGGUUGCUUCACCUCCUGGUAUGGCAACUGCUCGGCAUCCGACCGUAAGGCACUACAGAGGGUAGUGUGUACGGCCCAGUACAUCACUGGGGCCAAGCUUCCUGACAUCCAGGACCUAUAUACUAGGCGGUGUCAGAGGAAGGCCCCAAAAAAUUGUCAAAGACUCCAGUCACCCAAGUCAUAGACUGUUCUCUCUGCUACCGCACGGCAAGCGUUACCGGAGCACCAAGUCUAGAUCCAAAAGGCUCAUUAACAGCUUCUACCCCCAAGCCAUAAGACUGCUGAACAAUUAAUCAAAUGGCCACCCGGACUAUUUACAUUGACCCCCCCCCUUUUGUUUUUACGCUGCUGCUACUCACUGUUUAUUAUCUAUGCAUAGUCACUUUACCCCUACCUAUAUGUACAAAUUAGCUUGACUAACCUGUACCCCCGCACAUUGACUCAGUACCAGUACCCCCUGUAUAGCCUCGUUAUUGUUAUUUUAUUGUGUUACUUUUAUUUUUAUUUUUAUUAACUCUAUUUCUUGAACUGCAUUGUUGGUUAAGGGCAUGUAUAAGUAAGCAUUUCACGGUAAGGUCUAUCUAUACCUGUUGUAUUCGGCGCAUGUGACAAAUUAAAUGUGAUUUGAUUUGUUUGCUGAAUCCCCACCAUGGCUCUCCAGGAGAACAAGUCCUUAGAGUAUAACAAAGCCUCUGCUCCCAGUAGGUUGGUUUGUUAUGGUGAGGAUGUACUCGAUGAAAAUAAUUGCCAUCUCUCUUUUCAUUGUGCCGAGGUCUCAUUUAGCCUUUGUCAGUAGAAUUACAUGCAUGGUGCAAAUGAGGUUUUUUUCAAAGCUGUCCAAAUACUUACACACAUUUUAUUUUUCACUCAUACAGAAUUUGUUUGUCAACCUGACGAAAUGAUUGGUACCUAUCUAAACAUUUUCAGAAUCAGAAUCACUUUAUUCGCUAAGUACAUUUACACAUACCCAGAAUUUGACUUAGUGAAUAGGUGCUGCCAGCAAUAGACAGAAUAUAGACACAAAGUCAACAUACAGAAUAUACUAUAUAAAUACAGGAAACAUAAAACUCUGGAGUACAGGCUGAUAUACAAUGAGGAUAUACAGGUAACUGCCAAAAUAAUGGAAACACUUAAGUAAAUGAGGGAUACAAAGUGUAUUGAAAGCAGGUGCUUCCACACAGCUGUGGUUCCUGAGUUAAUUAAGCAAUUAACAUCCCAUCAUGCUUAGGGUCAUGUAUAAAAAUGCUGGGCAGGCCAUUAUUUUGGCUAUUAUUCUGGCUACGGCUAUUCCCCCAUAGGAUGACAAUGCCCCCAUCCACAGGGCACGAGUGGUCACUGAAUGGUUUGAUGAGCAUGAAAAUGAUGUAAACCAUAUGCCAUGGCCGUCUCAGUUACCAGAUCUCAACCCAGUUGAACACUUAGGGGAGUUGCUGGAGAGGCACCUGAGACAAUGUUUUCCGCCACCAUUAACAAAACACCAAAUUAUAUAAUUUCUUGUGGAAGAAUGGCGUCUCAUCCCUCCAAUAGAGUACCGGGAACUUGUAGAAUCUAUGCCAAGGUGCAUUGAAGCUGUUCUGGCUCAUGGUGGCCAAACGCCCUAUUAAUCAAAUACAAUUGUAUUUGUCACAUGCGCCGAAUACAACAGGUGUAGCCCUUACCGUGAAAUGCUUACUUACAACCCCUUAACCAACAACGCAGUUUUAAGAAAAUAGAGAAAAAUAUUUACUAAAUAAACUAAAGUUAAAGAAAAUUAAACAAAUAAAAAUAACACUAUAAAAUAACAAUAAAGAGGCUACAGUGAGGGAAAAAUUUUUUUUGAUCCCCUGCUGAUUUUGUACGUUUGCCCACUGACAAAGAAAUUAUCAGUCUAUAAUUUUAAUGGUAGGUUUAUUUGAACAGUGAGAGACAGAAUAACAACAACAAAAAUCCAGAAAAACACAUGUCAAAAAUGUUAUAAAUUGAUUUGCAUUUUAAUGAGGGAAACAAGUAUUUGACCCCCUCUCAAUCAGAAAGAUUUCUGGCUCCCAGGUGUCUUUUAUACAGGUAACAAGCUGAGAUUAGGAGCACACUCUUAAAGGGAGUGCUCCUAAUCUCAGCUUGUUACCUGUAUAAAAGACACCUGUCCACAGAAGCAAUCAAUCAAUCAGAUUCCAAACUCUCCACCAUGGCCAAGACCAAAGAGCUCUCCAAGGAUGUCAGGGACAAGAUUGUAGACCUACACAAGGCUGGAAUGGGCUACAAGACCAUCGCCAAGCAGCUUGGUGAGAAGGUGACAACAGUUGGUGUGAUUAUUCGCAAAUGGAAGAAACACAAAAUAACUGUCUCCCUGGGCCUGGGGCUCCAUGCAAGAUCUCACCUCGUGGAGUUGCAAUGAUCAUGAGAACGGUGAGGAAUCAGCCCAGAACUACACGGGAGGAUCUUGUCAAUGAUCUCAAGGCAGCUGGUACAAUAGUCACCAAGAAAACAAUUGGUAACACACUACGCCGUGAAGGACUGAAAUCCUGCAGCACCCGCAAGGUCCCCCUGCUCAAGAAAGCACAUAUACAGGCCCGUCUGAAGUUUGCCAAUGAACAUCUGAAUGAUUCAGAGGAGAACUGGGUGAAAGUGUUGUGGUCAGAUGAGACCAAAAUCAAGCUCUUUGGCAUCAACUCAACUCGCCGUGUUUGGAGGAGGAGGAAUGCUGCCUAUGACCCCAAGAACACCAUCCCCACCGUCAAACAUGGAGGUGGAAACAUUAUGUUUUGGGGGUGUUUUUCUGCUAAGGGGACAGGACAACUUCACCGCAUCAAAGGGACGAUGGACGGGGCUAUGUACCGUCAAAUCUUGGGUGAGAACCUCCUUCCUUCAGCCAGGGCAUUGAAAAUGGGUCGUGGAUGGGUAUUCCAGCAUGACAAUGACCCAAAACACACGGCCAAGGCAACAAAGGAGUGGCUCAAGAAGAAGCACAUUAAGGUCCUGGAGUGGCCUAGCCAUUCUCCAGACCUUAAUCCCAUAGAAAAUCUGUGGAGGGAGCUGAAGGUUCGAGUUGCCAAACGUCAGUCUCGAAAUCUUAAUGACUUGGAGAAGAUCUGCAAAGAGCAGUGGGACAAAAUCCCUCCUGAGAUGUGUGCAAACCUGGUGGCCAACUACAAGAAACGUCUGACCUGUGUGAUUGCCAACAAGGGUUUUGCCACCAAGUACUAAGUCAUGUUUUGCAGAGGGGUCAAAUACUUAUUUCCCUCAUUAAAAUGCAAAUCAAUUCAUAACAUUUUUGACAUGCGUUUUUCUGGAUCCUUUUUUUGUUAUUCUGUCUCUCACUGUUCAAAUAAACCUACCAUUAAAAUUAUAGACUUAUCAUGUCUUUGUCAGUGGGCAAACGUACAAAAUCAGCAGGGGAUCAAAUACUUUUUCCCCUCACUGUAUAUACAGGGGGUACCUGUACUGAGUCAAUGUACCAUUUUUUGGGGCCUUCCUCUGACACCGCCUAGUAUAUAGGUCCUGGAUGUCAGGAAGCUUGGCCCCAGUGAUGUACUGGGCCGUACGCACUACCCUCUGUAGCGCCUUACGGUCGGAUGCCGAGCAGUUGCCAUACCAAGCGGUGAUGCAACCGGUCAGGAUGCUCUCCAUGGUGCAGCUGUAGAACUUUUUGAGGAUCUGGGGACCCAUGCCAAAUCUUUUCAGUCACCUGAGGGGGAAAAGGCAGGUUACCUUCGCUUUCUUGGGCACAGGGACUGUGGUGGUCUGCUUGAAACAUGUAGAUAUUACAGACUCGGUCAGGGAGAGGUUGAAAAUGUCAGUGAAGACACUUGCCAGUUGGUCCGCGCAUGCUCUGAGUACACGUCCUGGUAAUCCGUCUGGCCCCGCGGCCUUGUGAAUGUUCACCUGUUUAAAGGUGUUGCUCACAUCGGCUACGGAGAGCUUGAUCACACAGUCGUCCGGAACAGCUAGUGCUCUCAUGCAUGCUUCAGUGUUGCUUGCCUCGAAGCGAGCAUAAAACGUAUUUAGCCCAUCUGGUAGGCUCGCGUCACUGGGCAGCUCGCGGCUGUGUUUCCCUUUGUAGUCCGUAGUUUGCAAGCCCUGCCACAUCUGACGAGCGUCAGAGCCGGUGUAGUAGGAUUUAGUCUUAGUCCUGUAUUGACGCUUUGCCUGUUUGAUGGUUCGUCUGAGGGCAUAGCGGGAUUUGUUAUAAGCGUCUGGAUUAGUGUCUCGCUCCUUGAAAGCGGCAGCUCUAGCCUUUAGCUCGGUGUGGAUGUUGCCUGUAAUCCAUGGCUUCUGGUUGGGAUAUGUACGGUCACUGUGGGGAUGACGUCGUCGAUGCACUUAUUGAUGAAGCCGUUGACUGACGUGGUAUAUUCCUCAAUGCCAUUGGAUGAAUCCCGGAACAUAUUCCAGUCUGUGCUAGCAAAACAGUCCUGUAGCGUAGCAUCCGCGUCAUCUGACCACUUCCGUAUUGAGCGAGUCACUGGUACUUCCUGCUUUAGUUUUUGCUUGUAAGCAGGAAUCAGGAGGAUAGAAUUAUGGUCAGAUUUUCCAAAUGGAGGGCGAGGGAGAGCUUUGUUCACGUCUCUGUGUGUGGAGUAAAGGUGGUCUAGAGUUUUACUUUUUAUUUUGUUGCACAUAUGACAUGCUGGUAGAAAUGAGGUAAAACGGAUUUAAGUUUGCCUGCAUUAAAGUUCCCGGCCACUAGGAGCGCCGCUUCUGGAAGAGCAUUUUCUUGUUUGCUUAUGGCCUUAUACAGCUCGUUGAGUGCGGCCUUAGUGCCAGUGUCGGUUUGUGGUGGUAAAUAGAUGGCUACGAAAAAUAUAGAUGAAAAUUCUCUUGGUAGAUAGUGUGGUCUACAGCUUAUCAUGAGGUACUCUACCUCAGGCGAGCAAUACCUCGAAACUACCUUAGUAUUAGACAUUGCGCACCAGCUGUUAUUGACAAAUAGACACACACCCCCACCCGUAGUCUUACCAGACGUAGCUGUUCUGUCCUGCCGAUGCACGGAAAACCCAGCCAACUGUAAAUGAUCCACUUUAUGUUGCCGUUUCCUUUAUAAUUUAUGGUGGGGAUAUUUUACAGUGGGGAUAUAUCUAGAACGUGAAGUCUAUGAAUAAGAAGAGAUCAAUAGAUCCCACCCUCCCUGUCAUGGGGCCAUCAGGGCCUGUAUUCGUAAAAUGUCUCAGGGUAGGAGUGCUAGGAUCAGUUUGCCUUCUAGAUCAUAGUACAUUUGAUUAAAUGGAUAGGAGGGACCUGAUACUAGUUCAGCACUCUUACUCUGAGACGCUUGAUGAAUACGGACCCUGAUCUUCUCUGUAUUACCUGUGUAGAUGUGUACCAUAUCACGUUCAUUUGGCCCGAGGACAAGGAAGUGGUGCAGCGGUUAGAGCGCCAGAAGGCUGUGUCAGAGGAGCAGCUUGUCGCCCAGCUGAUGCAGCACCAUCGCAAGGUUCACGCCCUGCGCAAGACCUACCUCAACUGCCUGAAGAGCAUUGACGCCGACCAACCACAUGUGGACGUGUUUGACCAGGGUGAGAAGACCACUCCCAGCUAGCACAUUUGGUUCCUUGGAAGUUCUGGGAAAGUAUGUUUUUGGUUUGAAGGGAGGUUCUGAGAAUGUUUUACUCUGGUUCCUUGAAUGUUUUCCUGGGAGGUUUCAUUAACGCUCUGAGAACAGAAAUGAUAGGUUGGGGGCCUCCUGAGUGGCACAGCGGUCUAAGGCACUGCAUCGCAGUGCUAGAGGCGUCACUACAGACCCUGGUUAGUUCCCAGGCUGUGUCACAGCCGGCCGCGACCGGGAGACCUAUGAGGCGCCGCACAAUUGGCCCAUCGUCAUCCGGGUUAGGGGAGGGUUUGGCCGGCCGGGAUGUCCUUGUCCCAUCACACUCUAGCGACUCCUGUGGCCGGGCGCAUGCAUGCUGACACGGUCGCCAGUUGUACUGUGUUUCCUCCGACACAUUGUUGCGGCUGGCUUCCGGGUUAAGCGAGCAGUGUGUCAAGAAGCAGUGCGGCUUGGCAGGAUCAAUUUCAGAGGAUGCAUGGCUCUCGACCAUCGCCUCUCCCGAGUCCAUACGGGAGUUGCAGCGAUGGAAAAAUACUGUAACUACCAAUUGGAUAUCACGAAAUUGGGGAGAAAAGGGGGUAAAAUACAAUAAAAAUGAUUUGGAGGUUUUUGUUUCAAUAAGACUUUUAAUAACACUGCUAGCUUAUUUUGGGUUCACUUUUUUUAAACUCCAAGCACAGAUUGGACAAAUGAAAAUAAAUGUCCUUAGGCAUUAAUCAUUGUGACACAGCAUCAGUGAGUUAUAAUCUUGUGUUCUCUAUCCAUGGAAUUAGUCCACUGCGCCACCAGGAUGGAGCUAGCAUGUCAUGUAUUUUUACACAUACAAAGCUGUUCAUUUUAGUCUAUUCAAACAUACCCCAUUUCAAAUGAAACAAGCACUCAUUAAGAUCAGAGGUGCGUUCAGUUCGAUUGAACGUUUGCUACGUUACAGAACGGUUUGUACUGAACGACACGUUUCCCCAAAACGUUCUUGUACGUUCUUGAACAGACUUUGAGGUUAGUUUGCUCCCUUUUGGUUGGUGUGGUGAGGUGUGGCUUGAAGCAAUGAGUGACGUAUUUACAGUGCCUUGAGAAAGUAUUCAUACCCCUUGACCUAUUCCACAUUUUGUUGUGUUACAGCCUGAAUUCAAAAUGGAUUAAAUUUUUUUAAAAAUCUCACACAUCUACACACAAUAUCCCAUAAUGACGAGGUAAAAACAUGUUUUUAGAAAUGUUUGCACAUUUAUUGAAAAUGAAAUACAGAAAUGUAUCAUUUACAUAAGUAUUCACACCUCUGAGUCAAUACUUUGUAGAAACACCUUUGGCGGCGAUUACAGCUUUGAGUUGUCUUGCACAUCUGGAUUUGGGGAUUUUCUCCCAUUCUUCCUUGCCCAAUUUCUCAAGCUCUAUUAAGUUAGACAGGGAGCGGCGAUAAACAGCAAUCUUCAAGUCUUUCCACCGAUUUUCAAUGGGAUUCAAGUCUGUGCUUUAGCUGGGCCACUAAAGGACUUUUACUUUCUUGUUCUGGAGCCAUUCCAGUGUUGCUUUGGCUGUAUGCUUAGGGUCAUUGUCCUGUUGGAACGUAAAUCUUCGCCCCCAGUCUAAGGUCGUUUGCACUCUGAAGCAGGUUCUCAUCAAGGAUUUGCCUGUAUUUGGCUCCAUUCAUUGUUCCUUCUAUCCUUACCAGUCUCCCAGUCCCUGCCGCUGAAAAGCAUCCCCAUAGCAUGAUGCUGCAACCAACAUGCUUCACGGUAGGGAUGGUGUUAGACGGGUGAUGAGCUGUGCCUUGUUUUCUCCAGACAUAGCACUUUGCAUUCAGGCGAAAUAGUUGUUGGUUUUUCUCAUCAGACCACAGUCUUUUGCCUUAUGAUCUCAGAGUCUUUCACGUGCAUUUUUGCAAACCCCAGGCGUGCUGCCAUGGUAGCCACUCCUGAGAAAAAGGCACGUCUGGCCACUCUCCCAUAAAGCCCAGAUUGGUGCUAUAGAGACUGUUGUCCUUCUGACAGGUUCUCCCAUCUCAGCCAAGGAACUCUGUAGUUCAUUCAGAGUGGUCAUUGGUCACCUCCCUGACCAAGGUCCUUCUUGCCCGUUUGGUCGGACGACCAGCUCUAGGCAGAGUCUAGGUAGUUCCACAUUUUUCAAUUUCCCAAUGAUGGAGACCACUGUACUCUUGGAAAUGGUUUUAUACCCUUCCCCAGAUAUAUGCCUCAUCACAAUUCUAUCUCGGAGAUCUACGGACAGUUCCUUAGACUUGGUAUAGUUUUUGCUCUGACAUGCACUGUUAACUGUGGGACCUUAUAUAGACGUGUGUUUCUUUCUAAAUCAUGUCCAAACAAUUCAAUUGGCCACAUGUGAACUCCAAUCAAGUUGUAUCAAAGGAAAUUGGAUGCACCUGAGCUCAAAUUGGAGUGUCAUAGCAAAUACUUAUGUAAAUGAGAUAUUUCUGUAUUUCAUUUUGAAUACAUUUACAAACAUUUCUAAAAACAUGUUAAAGUAAUGAAAUACUAAGAAAAUUAUGUUUUUUUUGUCAAGUUCUGUAAAUGUGCUGAGAAUGUUCCAAAGCCAAGCAACUAUCCUGCACCAUUCCCAGAAAGUUGUGGAAAGGUUGUAUGCAAAAUAACCAUAGGACAACCACGCUCUCACCAAGCUCUAAGAAAUACAUGGUUCUCAGAACGUUAUGUGCUAGCUGGGGUGUAUGACUGCAGACUAGAACACCACUCUAAGGGGUCCAACUUCAAACAUAAUAUGCUACAUGUUUCCAAUUAUCUGUCCUUCCUCCUAAAGUGUGCACUUGUUCCUUUCACUCCAAGGAAAUGACUGGGAUAAGAAACAUGGUGGAAACUCUAGCCCAUGCCUUCACCAAUCCAAUACUUUUAGGUUUGUGGGAAGUAGUGAAAGAGUGUAUAUAUUAUUGGGACGAAGGACGCAGCCAUAUAGAAGGACACACUUCUUUAAACCAGAAGAAAAUACUCACUGACUGACAUAUCUCCAUAUUCCACAGUUAGUACACUGAUAAAAAUUCAAACGCAACAUGUGAAGUGUUGGUCCUAUGUUUCAUGAGUUGAAAUAAAAGAUCCCAGAAAUUAUCCAUAAUCCAUCCACCUGACAGGUGUGGCAUAUCAAUAAUCUGUGCUGGGGUCAAUAAAAGGCCACUCUAAAAUGUGCAGUUUUGUCACACAACACAAUGCUACAGAUGUCUCAAGUUUUGAGGGAGCAUGAAAUUGGCAUGCUGACUGCAGGAAUGUCCACCAGAGCUGUUGCCAGAGAGUUUAAUGUUAAUUGCUCUACCAUAAGCCGCCUCCAACGUCAUUUUAGAGAAUUUGGCAGUACAUCCUCACAAACACAGACCACGUGUAUAGCGUUGUGUGGGCGAGCGGUUUGCUGAUGUCAACGUUGUGAACAGAGUGCCCCAUGGUGGCGGUGGGGUAUGGUAUGGUAUGGGCAAGCAUAAGCUACGGACAACGAGCACAAUUGCAUUUUAUCGAUGCCAAUUUGAAUGCACAAAAAUACUGUGACGAGAUCAUAAGGCCCAUUGUGAGGGGGUAUCUGUGACCAACAGAUGCAUAUCUGUAUUCCCAGUCAUGUGAAAUCCAUAGAUUAGGGCCUAAUGCAUUUAUUUCAAUUGACUGAUUUCCUCAUAUGAACUGUAACUCAGUAAAAUCAAUGAAUUUGUUGCAUAUUUUUGUUCAGUAUAGUAAUGACUUACAUAAAUCCCCUCUCUUUGAUGUUUGGCUACCUGAGACAGUGAUUGACAAUGGAUGACAGUCCCUCCCAUCACGGGCUUCAGAGGCUUUGUUGCACAGCAUCAAAGCCUCAUCACCACAUAAUCUCAGUCUGCGUCCCAAAUGGCACCCUAUUCCCUAUAUAGUGCACUACUUUUGACCAGAGCCCAAUAUAUAGGGAAUAGGGUGCUAUUUGGGACACACUCUCAGUGGCCUGCUGCCCCUCCACGGCCACCCCUUCUGGCGGGAUGUCAGCACUGCACUGCAGCAGACCCAUGGGGAGGUUUUGAUUCCCCUCCCUGUCAGCCCAGCUGACGGACGGGGAGUUUGCCUAAGGCAAAGCUACAGGCGAGGGGAGGAGGAGCAGCCGUCGCAGCCUUCAGCCACACCAUUAAAGCCAUCUGAAUACAACCUAUCUGAACAUCACCACCACUCAACAAAAUAGUUCUGUCAUUCUCUCUCUUAAGAUUACUUUAGCCCAACCCCUGCAACAGAUACACAUACAGGUUUUGGAGAGGUACGGGGGCUGCCACACUGGCGUCUGUUGUGGGGGAAAAGUGCUUUGCUCAAGGGCACAACAACAGGCAAUGUCAUCUAGGAUUUGAUACCAGCAACCCUCCGGUUGCCAGCUCACUUCUCGACAGAUUUUACCUCACGUGUUUUUUUUAUUUUAUUUUUUAUAUAUAAUGGAAAAGUGGUGCGUGCAUAUGUAUUCACCCCCUUUGCUAUGAAGCCCCUAAAAAAGAUCUGGUGCAACCAAUUACCUUCAGAAGUCACAUAAUUAGUUAAAUAAAGUCCACCUGUGUGCAAUCCAAGUGUCACAUGAUCUGUCACAUGAUCUCAGUAUAUAUACACCUGUUUUGAAAGGCCACUAAGCAAGGGGCACCACCAAGCAAGCGGCACCAUGAAGACCAAGGAGCUCUCCAAACAGGUCAGGGACAAAGUUGUGGAGAAGUACAGAUCAGGGUUGGGUUAUAAAAAAAUAUCAGAAACUUUGAACAUCCCACGGAGCACCAUUAAAUCCAUUAUUAAAAAAUGGAAAGAAUAUGGCACCACAACAAACCUGCCAAGAGAGGGCCGCCCACCAAAACUCACAGACCAGGCAAGGAGGGCAUUAAUAAGAGAGGCAACAAAGAGACCAAAGAUAACCCUGAAGGAGUUGCAAAGCUCCACAGCGGAGAUUGGAGUAUCUGUCCAUAGGACCACUUUAAGCCGAUACUCCACAGAGCCGGGCUUUACGGAAGAGUGGCCAGAAAAAAGCCAUUGCUUAAAGAGAAAAAUAAGCAAACAAGUUUAGUGUUCGCCAAAAGGCAUGUGGGAGACUCCCCAAACAUAUGGAAGAAGGUACUAAAAUUGAGCUUUUUGGCCAUCAAGGAAAAAAAUGCUAUGUCUGGCGCAAACCCAACACCUCUCAUCACCCCGAGAACACCGGCAGGGACUGGGAUCCGAAUCGAAGGAAUGAUGGAUGGCACUAAAUACAGGGAAAUUCUUGAGGGAAACCUGUUUCAGUCUUCCAGAGAUUUGAGACUGUGACAGAGGUUCACCUUCCAGCAGGCGAAUGACCCUGAGCAUACUGCUAAAGCAACACUCGAGUGGUUUAAGGGGAAACAUUUAAAUGUCUUGGAAUGGCCUAGUCAAAGCCCAGACCUCAAUCCAAUUGAAUUGUGGUAUGACUUAAAGAUUGCUGUAUACCAGCGGAACCCAUCCAACUUGAAGGAGCUGGAGCAGUUUUGCCUUGAAGAAUGGGCAAAAAUCCCAGUAGCUAGAUGUGCCAAGCUUAUAGAGACAUACCCCCAAGAGACUUGCAGCUGUAAUUGCUGCAAAAGGUGUCUCUACAAAGUAUUGACUUUGGGUGGGGGGGGGUGAAUAGUUAUGCACGCUCAAGUUUUCUGUUUUUUUGUCUUAUUUCUUGUUUGUUUCACAAUAAAAAAAAUAUUUUGCAUCUUCAAAGUGGUAAGCAUGUUGUGUAAAUGAAAUGAUACAACCCCCCCCAAAAAUACAUUUUAAUUCCAGGUUGUAAGGCAACAAAAUAGGAAAAAUGCCAAGGGGGGUGAAUACUUUCGCAGGCCACUGUAUAUAAUUGUAAAUAAGAUCAUCUUGGAGAAGUAGCAAUCACCCAAAUAAAAAUGAUGCAUUCAGGAGUAUAUUUGUGAAACUGCACAUUUUGGAAAUUAGCUUUAAACGGUAAAAUUUUCACUCCGCCCCAUGGCAAAAUGUGUAGAAUUGCAGGAAAUUUGCUUUCAACUAGAAUCCUUAGUUUCUACGUCCAUUUUUGGGCAUACAGUGCAUUUGGAAAAUAUUCACAUUUUGUUAUGUUACAGCCUUAUUCUAAAAUGGAUUAAAUCGUAUUUUCCCCUCAUCAAUCUACACACAAUACCCCAUAAGGUCCUCUGUAGCUCAGCUGGUAGAGCACGGCGCUUGUAACGCCAAGGUAGUGGGUUCGAUCCCCGGGACCACCCAUACACAAAAAUGUAUGCAUGCAUGACUAAGUCGCUUUGGAUAAAAGUGUCUGCUAAAUGGCAUAUUAUUAUUAUUAUAUUAUAAUGACAAAGCAAAAACAGGUUUUUAUCAAUUUUUGCACAUUUAUAAUUUUUUUAAAACGGAAAUAUGACAUUUACAUAAGUAUUCAGACCCUUUACUCAGCACUUUGUUGAAGCACCUUUGGCAGCGAUUACUGCCUCGAGUCUUCUUGAGUAUGACGCUACAAGCUUGGCACACCAAUAUUUCGGGAGCUUCUCCCAUUCUUCUCUGCAGAUCCUCUCAAGCUCUGUCAGGUUGGCUGGGGAGCGUCGCUGCACAGCUAUUUUCAGGUAUUUCCAGAGAUGUUUGAUCGGGUUCAAGUCUGGGCUCCGGCUGGGCCACUCAAGGACAUUCAGAGACUUGUCCCGAAGCCACUCCUGCGUUGUUUUGGCUGUGUGCUUAGGGUCCUGUUGGAAGGUGAACCUUCGCCCCAGUCUGAGGUCCUGAGCGCUCUGGAGCAGGUUUUCAUCAAGGAUCUCUCUGUACUUUGCUCCGUUCAUCUUUCCCUCGAUCCUGACUAGUCUCCCAGUCCCUGCCGCUGAAAAACAUCCCCACAGCAUGAUGCUGCCACCACCAUGCUUCACAGUAGGGAUGGUGCCAGGUUUCCUCCAUACGUGACGCUUGGCAGUCAGGCUAAAGAGAUCUUGGUUUCAUCAGACCAGAAAAUCUUGUUUCUCAUUGUCUGAGAGUCUAGGUGCCUUUUGGCAAACUCCAAGUGGGCUGUCAUGCCUUUUACUGAGGAGUGGCUUCUGUCUGGCCACUCUACCAUAAAGGCCUGAUUGGUGGAGUGCUGCAGAGAUGGUUGUCCUUCUGGAAGGUUCUCCCAUCUCCACAGAGGAACUCUGGAGCUCUGUCAGAGUGACCAUCGCAUUCUUGGUCACCUCCCUGACCAAGGCCCUUCUCCCCCGAUUGCUCAGUUUGGCCGGGCGGCCAGCUCUAGGAAAAGUCUUGGUGGUUCCAAACUUCUUCCAUUUAAGAAUGAUAGAGGCCAUUGUUCUUGGGGAACCUUCAAUGCUGCAGACAUUUUUGGUACCCUUCCCCAGAUCUGUGCCUUGACACAAUCCUGUCUCGGAGCUCUACAGACAAUUCCUUCAACCUCAUGGCUUGGUUUUUGCUCUGACAUGCACUGUCAACUGUGGGACCUUAUAUAGACAGGUGUGUGCCUUUCCAAAUCAUGUCCAAUCAAUUGAAUUUACCACAACCAGCCCCAAUGCACUGUGAUACCCUUUGCACGUUAACAACUGGCUUAUGUGAUCAUACAUGACAGUGCAAGUAAUCUAACAGAGUUAUUGUGAAGCACAAGAGAUUAACGGUUUAGUAUUAUUUUUGCAUUGGUAAAUAGUGUCAUACCUUUUGUAUGGAAAUGUACCCGAGUGAACCCUCUUCAUAAAGACACAACCAAGACCAUACUUUGCAAAUUAGAUGUAAUUUAUAACAAUCUUUGCAGAUUCAUUCUUGGAUGCCAUUAUAAGACGCAUCAUUGCAAAAUGUAUGAAUCACUAAAUUGGCUGUCACUCCCAAACAGAAGACAACUCCAUUGGUAACUAUUUAUUUUUUAAAUGUAUCAACUUACAUUUCCCUGUAUAUAUUAAGACUCACAGUACUCUUUUCGACAACAGCAGCAAUGACAUAUUCCAAGGGUACAUCAUGAGGUUGGAUUAAGAUCUUUCAGAUACAAAGGCCCAAUUGACUGGAAUAAUUUACCUAUAGAAAUCAGGACAUUAAAAUCACACAUUGAUUUUAAGAAAGCACUUUUUCAAAUGUUAAGAACAAACUGUUUGUGUUUUUAACUAUUACGAACAUCGCUAUGAUGAGAUAUUUGUAAAUAUGUAUGUACAGUGAAAGAGAUUUUGUUUAACAAGUAAUGUAUUUUUCUCAAAAAGUUUAGAAUUUGGUUCCCAUAUUCCUAGCACACAAUGACUACAUCAAGAUUGUGACUCUACAAACGUGUAUGUAUUUGCAGUUAGUUUUGGUUGUGUUUCAGGUUAUUUUUUGCCCAAUAGAAAUGAAUGGUAAAUAAUGUAUUCUGUCAUUUUAGAGUCACUUUUAUUGUAAAUAAGAAUAGAAUAUGUUUCUAAACAAGAUCAUACCCCCAAGACAUGCUAACCUCCCCUGUAAUUGGUAAUGUUGGGAGGUUAACAUGUCUUUUGGGUAUGAUCUUUGACUCCGUAACCAUGGUAGCAUCCACAUUAAUGUAAAAGUGUUUAGAAACAUAUUCUGUUCUUAUUUAUAAUAAAAGUGACUCCAAAAUGACACAAUACAUUAUUUACCAUAAAUGUAUAUUGGGCACAAAAUAAUCUGAAACACAACCAAAACGAACUGCAAAUGCAUCCUACACGUUUUUAGAGUCACAAGCUUGAUGUAGUCAUUGCAUGCUAAGAAUAUGGGACCAAGUACUAAACUUUUGACUAUUUUAUUUAUUUAUAAGGAUCUUUAGGGGUGUCAAUAAUUUUGACCCCUACCUUUGUGAGAAAAAAAGUAUUACUUGUUAAACAAAAUCUCUUUCUCUGAGCAAUUGUAUUAGUAUAGUAGAAUAGAAUUUCCCCUUUUUUUUGCAUACAAUAUAGCUCAGUAUUUGAAUUAUUUAUUUUAUACCGUCAUUAUAGCUCAUCUUUAUCAAGGGUGUUAAUAAUUUCGGACACCACUGUAUGUCUUAUUAGUGAUAUUAGCAGUAGUUUUAUUAGCUGUAGGCCUAUUAGUAGUUGUAUAACAACUUUUUUGUUAUUAAUUUAUUAUUUUAUUGUUAUUAUUAUUAUUAUUAGACAGUAGUUGCCAUAUUCUUGUUACUAAGUAUUGUUUGUUAAUUUGGGUUUUUAUUUGGACACUUUUGAAAACAAGAUGGUUUCAUCCUGCAAAUGUUUUAAUAAAUAUGUGUAAGUGUUCUAGCUAUUCCUAUAUCAAGAUAGAUAGCAUUUGGUAAAGAAAGCUCUUAGCAAUGCUUUUGCUAAAAUAACAUAAUUAAAAUUGUGACACACUAGAGACGAACAGAAUUUAGCUGUAGUUUAUACAUUUUCAAUAUGAAUUAACUGAUAUUCUUGUUAACCAUCACUUACAACUUUAACACUGUUUCCAAGGUAACAUAUGCUUACUAGGCUAUGUGGAUAACUUAAAAUAAAAUACUUAUGUGAAUCCCCUCACUACAGAAUCUACCACAAAGGACCAAGCAAACAGUUUCUGAAUGAAUACCUACUGGGCACCGAUGUCAGUUCAACGUCUAGUUUUGAUUUACAUUUGGUUGAGUUGUCAACUAACGUGAAUUCAACGUGAAAUCCCCCCCAAAAUAUUCACCAUGUCAUUGGAUUUAGGUAAAAAUUUUGUGAAAAAACAAUGAAAUUCCCUUACGUUAAGGACUUUUUUCAAAUCCUAUCAGUUUUCCACAUUGGUUGAAAUGACGUGGAAAUAAUGUUGAUUCAACAAGUUUUUGCCCGGUGGGUAGGAUUCAGUUAAAGACAUUUUUAAAGACGUCCUCCAGAUAUUUUUUUACUUUUACUGUUGAAGUAUAAAUACAGCAAAGUACACACACUAAAGGUGUGCUAUAAUGACAUACCUGGACCACCAAUUGAGAUGUGCCUUUUGUUAAGUAAAUCAGGUGUUAAAUGAGGUGAAAAGGAGAACUGGAUUGCCACUUUAAUGCUGUGAUUGUUGUCUCCUCCCACAGUGCUGACGUACAUUCUCUCGCAGCACCGUUCUGUGGCCCCUCACACCCCCAGGGUCCUCCUCUUUGGUCCCCCUGGCUCAGGCAAGAGUCUGCAGGCGAAACUUAUCUCUCAGAAAUACAACAUUGUCAAUCGUAAGUUCUCACCCAGAACAGUUCUUCACUGUCCUUCUCAAUGUGUUCACCAUACUAUUGCCUUUACCUGGCUCUACAGAAUACUCAUUGAUUGAAUUUGUACUACUCUGGGUUAUGGUGUUAAAUUCAAAAUGGGUUUUAGAAGUACUUCUUAUGAUACAACUUUUGGAUGUUAGUUCGACACAAAUAAUAUUUUGCCAUGUUCUCUAGUGUAGCCACAGAAACCGACAGAAUGCGGUUAUAUUAAUUGCGGUGUUCCUGUUUGAAUGCAGUUUAUAACAGAAUGCGUUUAUCCAAUAUUGACUCCCAGUUUGCAAACCAGAUACAGUGGGGAGAACAAGUAUUUGAUACACUGCCGAUUUUGCAGGUUUUCCUACUUACAAAGCAUGUAGAGGUCUGUAAUUUUUAUCAUAGGUACACUUCAACUGUGAGAGACGGAAUCUAAAACAAAAAUCCAGAAAAUCACAUAGAUUUUCACAUGAUUUUUAAGUAAUUAAUUUGCAUUUUAUUGCAUGACAUAAGUAUUUGAUACAUCAGAAAAGCAGAACUUAAUAUUUGGUACAGAAACCUUUGUUUGCAAUUACAGAGAUCAUACGUUUCCUGUAGGUCUUGACCAGGUUUGCACACACUUCAGCAGGGAUUUUGGCCCACUCCUCCAUACAGCCUUCUCCAGAUCCUUCAGGUUUUGGGUCUGUUGCUGUGCAAUACGGACUUUCAGCUCCCUCCAAAGAUUUUCUAUUGGGUUCAGGUCUGGAGACUGGCUAGGCCACUCCAGGACCUUGAGAUGCUUCUUACGGAGCCACUCCUUAGUUGCCCUGGCUGUGUGUUUCGGGUCGUUGUCAUGCUGGAAGACCCAGCCACAACCCAUCUUCAAUGCUCUUACUGAGGGAAGGAGGUUGUUGGCCAAGAUCUCGCGAUACAUGGCCCCAUCCAUCCUCCCCUCAAUACGGUGCAGUCGUCUUGUCCCCUUUGCAGAAAAGCAUCCCCAAAGAAUGAUGUUUCCACCUUCAUGCUUCACAGUUGGGAUGGUGUUCUUGGGGUUGUACUCAUCCUUCUUCUUCCUCCAAACACGGCGAGUGGAGUUUAGACCAAAAAGCUCUAUUUUUGUCUCAUCAGACCACAUGACCUUCUCCCAUUCCUCCUCUGGAUCAUCCAGAUGGUCAUUGGCAAACUUCAGACGGCCCUGGACAUGCGCUGGCUUGAGCAGGGGGACCUUGCGUGCGCUGCAGGAUUUUUAAUCCAUGACGGCGUAGUGUGUUACUAAUGGUUUUCUUUGAGACUGUGGUCCCAGCUCUCUUCAGGUCAUUGACCAGGUCCUGCCGUGUAGUUCUGGGCUGAUCCCUCACCUUCCUCAUGAUCAUUGAUGCCCCACGAGGUGAGAUCUUGCAUGGAGCCCCAGACCGAGGGUGAUUGACCAUCAUCUUGAACUUCUUCCAUUUUCUAAUAAUUGCGCCAACAGUUGUUGCCUUCUCACCAAGCUGCUUGCCUGUUGUCCUGUAGCCCUUUCCAGCCUUGUGCAGGUCUACAAUUGUAUCCCUGAUGUCCUUACACAGCUCUCUGGUCUUGGCCAUUGUGGAGAGGUUGGAGUCUAUUUGAUUGAGUGUGUGGACAGGUGUCUUUAAUACAGGUAACGAGUUCAAACAGGUGCAGUUAAUACAGGUAAUGAGUGGAGAACAGGGGGGCUUCUUAUAGAAAAACUAACAGGUUCUGUGAGAGCCGGAAUUCUUACUGGUUGGUACGUGAUCAAAUACUUAUGUCAUGCAAUAAAAUGCAAAUUCAUUACUUAAAAAUCAUACAAUGUGAUUUUCUGGAUUUUUGUUUUAGAUUCCGUCUCUCACAGUUGAAGUGUACCUAGGAUAAAAAUUACAGACCUCUACAUGCUUUGUAAGUAGGAAAACCUGCAAAAUCGCCAGUGUAUCAAAUACUUGUUCUCCCCACUGUAAAUUAUUUAAUGCUGUAGAUUUAUGGCUGAAGUGCUGGAGUAUAGAACCAAAAUUAAAAUUGUAGCUUCACUGUCCAAAUACAUAUGGUGAGGACUGUAUGUACAGUAUAUGAUAUAUAUUUGUUUAGACAUAAACAUGAUUAAAAUGUUCUGUUUUGACAUGGUGUCUUAUAUCACUGCCAUUUCUUCAUGUUUUUUUGCACAGACUUUCAUUUUCCAUCCUUCAUCUCUCCUUGUUUACUGUAUAUGGCUGCAUCCCAAAUGCACGCUAUUCCCUAUGUAGUGAACUACCUUUGACCAAGGCCACUCUAGGGAAUAGGGUGCCAUUUGGGACGCAGCCUAUGACUCCAGGAACAGGAGCUGUCAUUUUUCCUAUUCUGUUUACUCCCUGUCUGAAAGGUUACAUUGUGUAUUCUGUUUAUUUCAACUUGAAUGUCUCCCCUUUCUUGUCCCGACUCUCCGCUCCCCUUGUAGUUUGCUGCGGUGAGCUUCUGGAGGCGGUUUCUGCAGACGCCACCAAUAUGGGAGAACUCAUUAAACCUUACUUGGAAUCUGGACAGCAAGGUACACAGCUAGUCAUACAAGAGGGUGCACUCUUACAUACAUGCGCUCACACACCCGCACACAUCUUUGUGGCCAUACAAUUUACCUGGUUCCUCCUUCAAUUAUAUGCUUUUAGCAUCAGAACCUGCAUGUAAACAGUGUUAAAGGGGGGAGUCCAAAUGGAUAAGUGUCCACAGAGACCUGUGUCCCUGCCCAUGCAAUAGUAAUGAACAGCUCUGGAAUGGCUAGAGUCAUUUGCCUAGGAGAAUUAGAUGAGCUCGGACUACUCAUCAUCAGACAAUUCUCUUAUGUGAAUAAUAACUAAGGAGACAUUCUCUAGUACUACAUUUCCAAAUACUUCGAGUCAGGUUUUGAUCUGGGUUAUGUUUCUCAUCUUGAUUGGAAAAAUAUAGAUAUUUCAGUCAGUUUUGUUAUUUAAUUGUUUUGCUACUAUGGAAUAAUAUCCUGUGGAAAAGAACAUUAGACAUGAUAUAAGGCGUUUGCCAUUUAGCUGGGACUACAGCUCCACUCUAGAGAGUGCAUGGAGCUGCCAAAGCUUGCCAAUCACUGCUGUGCCCAGAGCCUGUGUCUGGGCCACUCGCCUUGAGCAACUUUUUAUUAAUUGAAUAAACAUCCCCUGGGGAGUGGACUCCAUGCAGAUGUGUGUCGAGAUUGUGCCUCCAAUGCAUACUGAGCUCAAGCCUAAUGAGGGCCUUGGCUCGCACACUUAUCCCUCACACGCACACACACCACACACACAUACACACACACACAUAGGCUACGCAUACACAAACACACAUUUGCACACCUGCACACCCACACACACAGGCUUAAUCUGGGUCUGGGAAAAUGACCCAUAGAUUCCAUUUGCGACUAUUUACGACCAGAAUAACCACUGCUGGCCCCUGCAGUGUUGGGAACCAACUCACAUUCUUAUUGUUACCAAUGUACAUAUUGGAGUGGAGAAUAUGCACGGCAUAUGUUAAUUGUUGUGUUCAACUUCUUGUAUUUUGUAGAACUGGGCUUUAUGUUAUCCAGUGGGAGAAGGCGGCUUUUGCCAUUUGCCAUCUUUCUCCCCAACCCUUCCUACAUCACUCUCCCUCUCUCAGUGACAGUGAGGGUUGCAGGGAGAGGAGCUUGCUUAAAUAAUUUACUAGUUGAUUAAUAGACUCACUGGGGUGUAAUUAGAGUAGGGAGAGAUGGGGGCUAGUGUAACCAGUCCAGUGCUUCAGGGAUUUGGAGAGCCACAUUAAGGAAGUAGAAAAUAGGAAAUGGUGUUAUGGAGGAGUGGAAGGAAAGGAGGGAGAAGAAGAAACCUUUUUUCAGGCUGACUGACGUUUUGAAGAUGUUUCUGCAGGAGGGAGAAGCUCAGAUUGUUUGAUGUGGAAAUCGGACCGUUUCAAUCCAUCAACUUACAUUUUUCACAAGCUUCAUGGUCCCCUUGGGUUUUGCACUUAUUUUUUCUCUCUCAACGAAUAUAAUUAUAUUACCUCCCCCCCUUUUCAUUUUCUGCUAUUUUCUCUCUACCUUUCGCACACACUUUCCUUCUCCCACCUCCACCCACUGUUUUUUCUUCUCUUAUUAAAAGCCACUGCUUCACCUUACUUUUGGAAUGCCAUCAUCAACAUCAACAAUUCACUUACGCUGUCUGUCAUGCUGCAGCUAGCUGAUUUCAGAGUGGAAGGUGUGUGUGAAGUGUCUUCAAGAAAUGUGAACAUGAAUUUGUCUGAUUCCAACUGAAUUAUUUUGUAGCUGGAUACAUAACUCCGUGAUUCAUUCCUCCUUGAUUUAGAAGAAAAUGCAUGUAUCUGACGAUAUAGCCUACACUUAAUAGGCAUGUUUCUUUUUGGAAGCAUGAGAGAUUUCUGGCUCAAGGUGCAAUAAGUGGGGUUGGAAAAAAACAAGACCAAAUAGAAAGUACAGAGGGGGAUAAAUUAUACCAGACAAGCCGACAUAAAGGUUGAUACCCAAUUUUCUUUGGGGGGGGGGGGGGGGGGGAUUAUAUAUUUUUUGCACCACAAGCCUUGUCAGAAUGGAAGAGCACAUGUAUAAGAAUCCUCUGGACACAAUCUGCUGAUAUGAUGAUAACGCCAGGAAUUAGGCUAAUCAAUGAAAUGUUCUAUUUCUAAAUGAAAAUAUUAAUAAAGAGUAGGCUAUAGAGUGUUUAUUAAGGAAAUUCCUGAAGAAUCCACAAAGCAACGAAAGUAAUGAGAUAAAUAUGUUAAUCAUGAAUAUGUCCGUUAGCAUGUGUAAACUAUGGAAUGUGACUGAUCUAAUACAAAUUGAUAGAUACAGUAUAAGCAAUGGUUCUAUCACAUCUUCCACCAAUCCAGGCAUGUCAGAUCAGGGAUCUAUCUGUCUGAUCAGGAAGGAUGCAUUCUUAAAGUCUUCUUAAGAAUUCUUAAAGAACAGGACCAGAGUUUCUAAGGGAGUGUGUUAUGUGUGUCCCUGUGUUUCCUCAGUGCCUGACAGCAUGGUGCUGCAGAUCCUGACUGAGCGUCUCAGCAGGCUGGACUGUACCACACGGGGCUGGGUGCUGCAUGGCUUCCCCAGAGACCUGGAGCAGGCAGAGAAACUCCAGGAGUCCAACUUCAUCCCCAGCAGGUAGGCCUAUUUCCCUCUAGCUCUGGUCCAGGGCGUUAGAGCGCGUUCCUCUACUAACGCCUCUAGUUGCAUAGGAAACAUGAUGGGACCCGAGCUAAUUUACCUCUAGAUUCCCUAGAGGACACAGCCAAUCAGCCUAUAUCUCAGACCUCGGUCUGACUUAACGAUCACUCACACUCCACUAUAGGGUUGUGUGUAUUUGUGGAGCACCAGGUGUCAAAGUUAACGAUAGAGUCCUAUCAGUGUGGUAACGUGAAACUACUGUAGUAGCUCUGUAAUAUCUCCUGCUUCUCCGUUCUGUGUAAAGGGAUUAGUUUAUGUAUCUAGUAGGUUCCAGUUGAAUUCAUGUUUUGGUUCAAAUACAGUUUACCACUUCACUGCAUUACAUGACAGUCAGGCUACAUGUUUGCCUGGUGGAACCAGCCUGAUAGCUGCAUUCACCAUUAUGUUUUACUGAAAUAGAAGGGUGAAUGCAGCUAUCACUAGAGGAUAGCACCAUAUAAUAACACUAUUACUCUAAGAAAGGUGUUUAAAGAGGCAAUCCUUAAUUGAAACCUUAACAGUUUCAGUAAAAAGCUGAGGGAUGGGGCUGGAGAAAUGCAACCACUCAAAUCCAUAGACGCUAUGGAUGCAAGGAUUGACCAUCCAUGAUAUCAAAAUUAAAGUUUUAACCAUGUUUUUAGGCUAUACAGUGGGUGUUUACAUUUACUUUGUUUACAAACAUUGCAGUAAAACAAGUUUGACUCAUAACCCGCAAUCGGGGCGGGCUUGUUUAGGGUCAUGAAAUAUUGUGUGGAUGAAGGGCAGAUGGGUUGAAUAAAUAGAAAAUCCAUGAAUAUAUAAUUCUUGUGAAAUGUAUAUCUAUAGGCUACAUUUAGGUUUUUCUUUCAUUCUUUUUAGGCUAUCUGGAAUUAGUGUGUAAGCCUGUAAGCUUUAGGGCCUAAAGGAAAACGCAUUGUGAUCAAUAUUACAUCUUCUUCUCAGGUUUUAUCUUCAGAGACAGGCUUUAUUGGCUAUAUGCAUUUUCUUCCAAAUCAAGGAGGAAUGUAUCCAGCUACAAAAUAAUUAAGUUGAAGACACUUCACACACCUUCCACUCUGAAAUCAGCUAGCUGCAGCAUGACAGGCAGCGUAAGUGAAUUGUUGAUGUUGAUGAUGGCAUUACAAAAGAAAGGUGAAAUAGUGGCUUUUAACAAGAGAAUAAAAACAGUGGGUGGAGGUGGGAGAAGGAAAGUGUGUGCGAAAGGUAGAGAGAAAGUAGCAGAAAAUGAAAAGGGGGGAGGUAAUAUAAUGUUGCCUACCAAAUUGUCGGAAAUUCUAAGCAGAAACAUAUCUAAAUUAAGCAACAACAAAAAAAUCCUGCACACCCUGUCACAAAAUCAUUCCACCUUCUCUGACUGUAGCCUACAGCGCAUUUUCUAUAUUUGCGAGUUAGGGUCAGGGUGUGGGCCUCAGAUUUUCACUUUAUCACACAGUCAUGUGGUUGCGGAUGGCUUAUUAGCAAUUGCGGGCGGGUGCGGGUGAACAAACAGCGUCAAUAAUCAAUGGGUACAUAUUAAUUUAUAGGUCCAAAAAUGGAUGUAGCAACUAAGGAUUGCCCCUUUAAUAAAUCCUGUUAUACUCUGAGUGAUUGUUUUGGGCCCUGUAUAGGGCCCGGGGACAAUUUGGGAAAGGCCCUUUCCUGUUUGCAAAUGUAUUUGGAUUUAUUAGUAUUCAGACCCUUUACUCAGUACUUUGUUGAAGCACCUUUGGCAGCGAUUACAGCCUUGAGUCUUCUUGGGUAUGACGCUACAAGCUUGGCACACCUGUAUUUUGGGAAUUUCUCCCAUUCUUCUCUGCAGCUCCUCUCAAGCUCUGUCAGGUUGGAUGGGAAGCGUCUCUGCACAGCUAUUUUCAGGUCUCUCCAGAGACUUGUCCCGAAGCCACUCCUGCAUUGUCUUGGCUGUGUGCUUAGGUUCGUGGUCCUGUUGGAAGGUGAGCCUUCGCCCCAGUCUGAGGUCCUGAGUGCUCUGGAGUAGGUUUUCAUCAAGGAUCUCUCUGUACUUUGCUCCGUUCAUCUUUCCCUCGAUCGUCUCCCAGUCCCUGAUGCUGAAAAACAUCCCCACAGCAUGAUGCUGCCACCACCAUACUUCGCCGUAGGGAUGGUGCCAGGUUUCCUCCAGAUAUGACACUUGGCAUUCAGGCCAAAGGGUUCAAUUUUGGUUUCAUCAGACCAGAGAAUAUUGUUUCUCAUGGUCUGAGUCCUUUAGGUGCCUUUUAAAGUGGCUUCGAUCUGGCCACUCUACCAUAAAGGCCUGAUUGGUGGAGUGCUGCAGAGAUGGUUGUCCUUCUGGAAGGUUCUCCCAUCUCCACAGAGGAACUCUGGAGCUCUGUCAGAGUGACCAUCGGGUUCUUGGUCACCUCCCUGACUAAGGCCCUUCUCCCCCGAUUGCUCAGUUUGGCCGGGCGGCCAGCUCUAGGAAGAGUCUUGGUGGUUCCAAACUUCUUCCAUUUAAGAAUGAUGGAGGCCACUGUGUUCUUGGGGACCUUCAAUGCUGCAGACAUUUUUGGUACCCUUCCCCAGAUCUGUGCCUCGACACAAUCCUGUCUUGGAGCUCUGAAUCAAAUAAAAUAAAAUAAAAUUGCAUUUGCCACAUGCGCCGAAUACAACAGGUGUAGACCUUACAGUGAAAUGCUUACUUACAAGCCCUUAACCAACAAUGCAGUUUUUAAAGAAAAUAAAAGUGUUAAGUAAAAAAUAGAUAUAAAGAGCAGCAGUAAAAUGAAUUAACAGUAGCGAGGCUAUAUACAGGGGGUACCAGUACAGAGUCAAUGUGCGGGGGCACUGGUUAGUCGAGGUAAUUGAGGUAAAAUGUACAUGUGGGUAGAGUUAAUGUGACUAUGCAUAAAUAAUAAACAGAGUAGCAGAAGCGUAAAGAGGGGGUUGGGGUGGGGUGGGGUGGGCAAUGCAAAUAGUCCAGGUAGCCAGGGAUGGUCAUAAUUCCUCCAGGGUGUACUCCUCUUUAUCUAACCGUGCCAGAAACAGAGGAACUAUGCUGUUGGAAAUGCUGUGAAAUUACAUCACUAUUGUUGCCUGUACAGGUGUACAGAUCCUUUCUGUGUCCACAAAAUAUUCUCUAUCAUUCCUACCCCGGUGUAAUCAAACAUUAAUCGGGUUUAUCUUCAUUGUGUACACACAGACCAUCUGAAACAGGCAUACAGACAGACUCUGGACUUUGUUCAAAUUAUGUUCCUUCUCACUGGGCAGAAACUGGUUGAACCAACUUUGUUUCCGUAUCAUUUCAACAACAAAAUGAUAUGUGAUGACAUUGAAUCAAUGUGGAAAACUGAUUGGAUUUGCAAAAAGUCAUCAAUGUUAGGGAAUUGUGUAUUUUUUUUCACCAAACUUUUAACCUAAAUCCAAUGGUGAUUUUUGGGGGGGAUUUCACCUUGCAUUCACGUUAGUUGACAACUCAACCAAGUGUAAAUCAAAAAUAGACGUUGAACUGUGGGUUAUGCUUCAUUGUCAACAUUUAAUCUUGAGACACAUUGACCCUCCACCACAACUGAAUUUUGUUGUGUUAUUGACUGAAAAUCUAUAGAACUAGCUGCCUCUGACUUUUGACAAAAAUACAGUUUUAAAAAUGUUAACAGUAUUGAAGAUUGGCCCGGUUGUAUAGUUAGGCUUUCGGUGCUGUUCUUAUAUUUAUUGAAGGACGCAAAAACACUCUUGGAGAAUCACAAGAGAGCCAUCUACAUUUACAGUACAAGCUCCAUUCCAUGUGUUGUAUGACCUCAACUGGACAUCUACCUCGUCUCCAACAUGUACAUGUCUGCAAUGGAAAUGAGUGGCACCCAAUUCCCUACAUAGUGCACUACUUUUGACCAGGGGCCAUAGGGAAGAGGGUGCCAUUUUGAAUACACCCCAUGUCCUAGCUAGACCCUACACCUCCUCUCUACCAGUGUUUACUAAUCAUAGUGGUCUCCUUUUCCUUUCUCCAGUGCAGCCUGCUGUGUGGCAUUAAGCACUAGUAAAGAUGUCAGUAAAUACUGCAAAGUGUCCAGAAAGCUCUCAGGCAAGACUGGCGUUGGGACCUAA